This is a messenger RNA of Manduca sexta (tobacco hornworm), 3903 nucleotides long. RefSeq names its product nuclear RNA export factor 1 (gene sbr). Gene Ontology annotation, biological process: poly(A)+ mRNA export from nucleus. Gene Ontology annotation, cellular component: nucleus; cytoplasm. NCBI's taxonomy places the organism in Eukaryota, Metazoa, Arthropoda, Insecta, Lepidoptera, Sphingidae. The transcript has 11 exons. Gene Ontology annotation, molecular function: protein binding; RNA binding. The coding region runs from base 288 to 2159 and encodes 623 amino acids. The record is from RefSeq and is a predicted model, not a curated record.
CUUAUAACUGAGAAGCAGGACGGCUGCGCGACGGCUCACGAAACACGCUUGACAGGUCUUGCUUGUUCUUAUUCUGAGGUCUGGCAUACGCUUUUUUUGACAUACGUUGACGACUGACGUAAAAAAUUGUAUAAAGAAAAUUAAGAAAGCAUAUUACAAUACAUAAAUUGAAAUAGUAUUGUAUUGAUUAAUUCUAAAUAUACCAUUCCAUUUAAUUGAACACCCAAUUUUGUGCUGAAUAAAAGAAAACUCAAGUAACAUAGUUAAAGAGCUAUACUGCAUACACAAUGCCUAAACGUGGAGGUGGCCCAAGGCACCGUAAUUGGAAGGGUGACAAUGAUCAUUUUGAUCAUGAUGACCGCGUUCAGAGCAACUCAACAAGACGUGUUAGCUUCAAGCCAACAAGUAAAGGCAAAAACAAGAUUCGCACAUGGAACGAUCCCAAACUAUUACUUGACGAUGAUAUUGACAUGGGUGCCACGAGCGGUCAAGGACAGUAUCGGAAAAGCGCUUUCAGGGGGCGUGGAGGCCGUAUGAACUCACCAGCCCCAAGAGCCCAUCAUGGAGUAGUUAAAAAGAAGUUCAUUGCUGGUAUACUCCCUUGGUACCAAAUUAUAAUUCCAUAUGGAGCUAAACAUGAGAAAGAGGUGGUAUUACGGUCAUUGCUGAGUUUUAUAUCACCUGAGAUCUUCAUUCCACAUUACUACAAGACCAAUGGCAAUGCUGCCGUGUUUUAUGUGGAUGAUGUCAAAAUCGCCGAGAGACUGUAUCAUGCAGACAGAAAAAUUACAAUGUCUGAUGGUUUCAAGCUUGUGGUGAUUGUGAGAAACGCAGUACCGAAUAUCACAAUAGAUGCUGAUAUGAAGGAGAAGAUGAAACUGACAAUGGCUAAAAGAUACAAUGCUGCAACUAAAGCAUUAGAUUUGACAAAAUUUCAUGCUGAUCCAGAUUUAACAGACAUAUUCUGCGCAUUGUUCCGUCCAAUGAUUAUGUUGGCUGCCAUUGACAUAAUCGCUGAGAACAUCCCUGAUCUUGAAGCUCUCAACCUCAAUGACAAUAAGCUGCAUGGACUCGAGCACCUCAAGAUAUUGUCCUCCAAGUUCAAGAAUCUGAAAAUCUUAUACAUGGGUGACAACAGGAUACCAUUCCUCGGCUCACUGGACCCACUGAAGUCACUGCCCCUCGUUGAGCUGUACCUCAAGGGAAAUCCUUUGGUGAACAGGUUUCAUGAUCACGAAAUAUAUAUCAGCGAUGUGCGGAAGAAGUUCCCCAAGCUGAUGAAAUUAGACGGUGCCGACCUACCUCCAGCCAUUGGUUUCGACGUGUCAGAAGACCUUUCGCUGCCCCCCCGACAGCAGUCGUUCCUAGUGGACCCGGCGGGCCAGGACCUCGUACGAGAGUUCCUCACUCAGUACUUCGCAAUAUUCGACUCUGAGUCCCGCCAGGCAUUGCUUGAGGCGUACCAUGAAAACGCAAGCCUCUCAAUGGCUUCUAAUUACUUAAGCAAUGAUAGCAGAAAUUCACCUAAUAACAGACUAACAUCAUACAUAUCAAACAGCCGGAACAUAAUGCGUGUAACAGACAGGGAACAGAGGAGGCGUUACUUACGCACGGGAAGAUUACAAGUCGUAUCGUUCCUGUCGGACCUGCCUAAAACCACGCAUGAUCUUAUGGGCUUUGCGGUUGAUCUCAUUGUGUUUACGCCCGCUAUGAUAGUUCUGACGAUGAACGGCAUAUACAAAGAGACGAAUACCGCUGGUAACCCGACGCGCUCCUUCCACCGCACGUUCGUCAUCGUGCCCAACACUAGCGGUGGCUUCUGCGUCAUCAACGACAUGCUGUAUGUCACCAACACCACCAAGGAACAGGAAGAGAAAGCAUUCGCGUCUGGUUCAGUGGAGCCGACGCCGGCUGCGCCUGCGCCGGGGCCCGCGCCGGGCGCCGUGCCGGGCGUGGCGCCGGGCGUGGCGGCGGGCGCUGCGCCGGACGACGCGCACAAGAUGCAGCUGCUCGCCAUGCUCAGCCAGCAGACCGGCAUGAACGAACACUGGAGCGUCAACUGCCUUCAAGAAACAUGCUGGGACCUCCAAAGAGCGGUCUUCAUCUUCAAUCAACUCCAAUCAGAAGGGAAGAUACCACCAGAAGCAUUUGUUAAAUGAACUCAAUAACGUCUUUAGUUAAAGGCUGUGCCUGUAAAUAUUAGUUAAGAAGAGAGAAUAUUUUCUUAUAUCUAUGGAUGAUUGUUGCAAAUUUGGAGUAAAUGUGAUGUGUGUUUGGAUUUUGGAAAAACUUGAAGAGUACUGAAUGGUAGAAAAAAUGGAUUCAUCUUGACGAUAUUGUAUUAUUUAAAAUAAACCAAAUUAACGACGUAAAAGCUACCAUGACUGUCCAGUAUCUGGAGUUGUCAAAUUUUAGAUGGUUGAUAUAUUAUUUCAACCACUCAAGUGGAAGAAAUUAAAAAGAGCAUCGAUGAGUAAACAUUACAUGGAAUCUAGAAAAAAUAUUGAUGGAAAGAAGAAUGUGGAAAUUUUUUGAUAUUGUUUGUAUCAUAAUUAAAAAUGGAAGACCUAAUGCUUGAGAGGGAAGGUAAAAAUAACUAGGGCAAAAGCUCAUCAUCAUCAGCCACAUGUAAUCCACUGCUGAUCAUAGGGCUAUCCUCAAGAUAUAUCUACAAGUUUACAGUCAUCCCAUGAUUGAUAGCGGUCGACUCUAGAGCCCUAUGGAAAACAAUCAUAACUUAACAAUUAUCAGGAUUGUGGAAGAAAAAUGUAUGCGUCUUAAAAGACCUCAAGAUAAUUGCACGUGAAUGACAUCAGCUCAAGCAUCUUGGAAUUAGAAUAAGUUUAACACUCAUUUAGAAAAUUGUAAGUUUUUAAGAAUGUUUGGAAAAAAGUAUUUUGGAAUUGUUUAACAUGUUUUAAUGUUAACGGACAUAGAAUACUGUGACGUCAUUAUUUAACUUAAUUGUCAAAUUGUUUUGUAAUCAAUAGUGUCUAAUUUUUAUAUAGAAGCAUUGUUUCUCUAAAUCACAGGUCACAGAUUAUAUAAUUUUUCAAAUAGAUAUGAAUAACUACUUGUGUAGAUGAUAUCUAUUGUGCAUCUUAUUACCAUAAUUAUAAACUAAUUUUCUUAAACAAUAUAUGUAAAAAACACAAUCAUUCUAUAUGGUAUUUGGCAGAAGUUGCUAAAGCAAUUGGCAAGCUUUUGUUAGUGUGCCAGUAUGUUACUGGCAUCAUUGUGACGACUGGCGAGAUUUUCCUCGUUGGCUGUUAUUGUGAACUAUACUGUAGUAACAUUUGUUGUCAAAUGCAAUUAAAACUGCCUGUCAAAAAAAAUAUAUUUUCCUGUGAAAUUUUUCUGGUACUUAUGGACUAGAAAAAUUUAUAAUCUUGAUAAGUAUAGAGUGAUAGUGGAUUACAUAAAAAACGAUGUAAAUAAGUCUGAACUUAAAGUUCCUUAGCACCUUCAGAAAAAAAAAAAACAAAAAGGACGAAACAAAAAAAAAGAUGAAAUUGAGCAAAGAGGAAUGAUAUCUAUAAUUAUAUUUUUGUUUAAUAUAUUUAGUAUUAAUUCUUUUUGGGAAGGUGUCCGGCUGUAUACGGUGGAAGUUUGGCGGUGACGCAUAGUGGCAAGUUUCAGGCGCUUGAACUCAGUACGAGGAGCUGAGCUAAUAUGGACCCUAUUGGGUGAUGUGAUGAUAUCUGCGACGGAACCCCAAAGAAUUCGUUCUUGCGUGGGCUAGUCGUAAGGUUGAACGGAGAUAAUAUACGCGCUCGUUUUACUUAGCCAUGUUUUGUUUAUAUGUCCGCCUUGAUCCCCGUUAUGUGCUUGGACAGGGGGGGCUUAGGGAUAAUGUAAGUGUUACCUAAGGCUAUACAGAGAAUACAUUAAUUUCUUGAGUAA